This is a messenger RNA of Pieris macdunnoughi, 882 nucleotides long. NCBI's taxonomy places the organism in Eukaryota, Metazoa, Arthropoda, Insecta, Lepidoptera, Pieridae. The record is from the annotation of a GenBank genome assembly.
AUGGCGCAGAAUAAUCUAGAAGUCGGAAUGAAGUGUAUUAAAUAUAUGUUGCUGUGUGUUACAGCUAUAUUUGUGCUGACAUCAGCGUUGAUAAUCUCAGUGGGCACAACUAUCUAUGCAAUUUACCACGAUGUCGCCUUCUUCCUCUACGACCAGAUGUUUUCACCAGCGACCUUCAUCGUUGUCAUUGGAGUCAUCAUGCUGUUCGUGUCACUCUUCGGAUGCAUCGGUGCUUUGAAAGAGAGCACUUGCUUAGUCAAUAUUUUCGCAGUGAUAUUAAGUUUGGUGCUGGUGCUUGAGGUCGCAGCGGCCAUUGCCGCCUAUACCCUUCGUGGUCAGGUGGCGCGAAUGCUGGAUGAGAACCUCAGAGCCAGUCUGCCAUACUAUUACACAUACCCAGAUGUCACUGAUAGCUACGACUUUAUUCAGAACAGACUCAACUGCUGCGGUGUCGACUCAUACCUUGACUGGGGCGAAGUAAUAAGCGAUCAAUCUCACGAAGGGAUAGCCGUAGCGAACAUCACUGUACCAUUCAGUUGCUGUGCCGAAACGCGCACCCAGUACGUCAAUGAAAUGCAAGUCGAAGAAUGCGAAAAAUUGUACGCGAACGGAUGCCUCCCCAGAAUAACAUACUUGGUCUACCAAAGCGCUGGAUUGCUAGGAGCCGGAGCCAUGACUAUUGCGUUCAUACAGAUUAUUGGCAUCGUAUUUUCCUUCUCCCUGGCCACUUCCAUUCGCAAGGCAAAAUCUGAACGUGAACGCAGACGCUGGGAGAUUCAAGAACGUAUGAUUAACGCUUACACUUCUCUGAGUCCUGACACAGAAACUAAAGAAAAGAAGCCAGUCGUCUAUGUCCCAUUCCAUGGACAAACUGUUGCUUAG